AUGAUCAAGCUUUUUGCCCGAAAAUGCAUUGGAGAGUUGCACAAUACAAAAUACAAGUUGUCUCUUCAUAAUGAUACCAUUGACACUCAUUGUGCCAUAUGUGGAAGAGGUGAGGAAACAAUAAAGCACUUAAUAUUUUCCUGUGAUCAUGCAAGGAAGGUCCGGAGAUUAGUUAAUGUGGGCAUAGAUGAAGUUCAGAGGAGAUAUAAUAGUGUUUCAGAAUGGUUUGAAAGUUGGUUCAUAGGAAGCAACCAAUGUUCAAUAGAGAAAUGGCUCUACACUUUGAUGAUAAGUGCAUGGAUCAUCUGGAAAGAUAAAUGCGAUGUGACAUUUCAGGGAGUCUCUCUUAAUACUUUUAACUCCAUGCACAAAAUUCAUUAUCAUCUGCAUUCUCAUUUGCAUGAAUCUUGCAUUAAUAAUAAUAAUUUAAAUGUUAUCAUGAUAUCUCAAUGGAAACCUCCUUUGUCUGAUAUUUUUAAAUUUAAUGUCCAUGCAUCUUUCAGUCAGGAAACUAAUAUGCUUGGAACUGGUAUUGUGAUACGAUCUAAUACAGGAAAUUUUGAAGGAAUGGAAUCAAAGGAACCUUUGCACAUGGAGUUCUGCGUCCUGAAGCAGGAGAAUGCAUGGCCAUAA
This is a messenger RNA of Papaver somniferum (opium poppy), 633 nucleotides long. RefSeq lists its product as uncharacterized. Bases 1 to 633 code for a protein of 210 amino acids. The transcript has a single exon. NCBI's taxonomy places the organism in Eukaryota, Viridiplantae, Streptophyta, Magnoliopsida, Ranunculales, Papaveraceae. The record is from RefSeq and is a predicted model, not a curated record.